This is a messenger RNA of Styela clava, 4221 nucleotides long. The record is from RefSeq and is a predicted model, not a curated record. NCBI's taxonomy places the organism in Eukaryota, Metazoa, Chordata, Ascidiacea, Stolidobranchia, Styelidae.
UUUUGCUGAUCUACUAUAGUUGACUUGAACGACCAUUUGAUGCCGACACGCAGAAACGAAAUAUCUAACCAAGGCCAUGAGCAGUCGAUCUCUCAACUUCUAAACAGGCUAAGCUAAAAUAUGUAGAAACCAUAUUGCAGUUUUAUAUUGAACCUCAAAAUGAGCGAGACAAGCAGUGGAAGCGAUGAACGCAUUCAAUGCUUAUCCAUCGCACUUCAGCGAUGUGUUGGUGAUAGCGAAAGAGAUGUUAAACAAUUGGCAAACACGUUACUGAAUAAAGAAAUAAUCAGAAAAGACAAUAAGAUAUUCGAUCUCGUCAAGAAAAAUGAUCUCAAAGUGGCGCUGGAACAGAUGACCCAACAUGUGUUGAAAGCCGAAAAGGGGUUUAAAGAAUUACCAUCGCAUUUGAAGGAAAGUGGAGUGAAAAACCAAGUUGUUUCAUUGGUAGAGAAGCUGGUUGAAGACAACCCACAUCUUACAUUCUUCAAGCUUGUCAAACGCUGGGAUGUAUUGAUUAACCAAAAAGAGACAUUCAAAUUGAAAAUACAAAAGUUUUGGCCGAAUGUAGUUGAAGAGUUAAUUCGUAACUGGCCCAUUCGAUUCCUGCUCUUUUGUGCUGAAGACUCUGCUCAUGCUCGAGCGAAAGAACUACUUUUACAGACUGAUGAAGGGAAGUCAGAACAGGUAAUGACUGAAAGUGGAUCGUCGGAUCAUGGAACGAGGAGUCUUGAAGAUUCUACGAAAGGUGAAGAAUCCGAUCAGCCCGAAUCACUGGAUUUUGAAAAUUGUAACAACUCAAAUACCACGUCAAAAACAGGCAAUGAAACACAAAAUAGAGACUUCCUGACUGAAUGCUGCGAAGAAAUAGAAAAAUCAAGAGAAAUUCUUCUUCCAAUAGUUCGACUUAUAUGGCCAGGGAAACCAGAGAUCACAAAUGAAGAAACAUGGCCUGACGUUUUGAUGAGUGUAGCAUCCGAUGAGGGAUUUGAGCAAUGUCUAGAUCAUUUCAUAAAAGCAUGCCGUUACAUCUUUGAGAAGUUAAAGACAUCUCCUAAUUUCAAGCCACAAUCAUAUAUUGAUACCGGAGCAGCUGAACUAUGGAUACAGAACUUAGAAACAUACUUUAAUGAAUCAAAGGAGCAAGUAGAAGCAGUGAAAUUGUUAUUGGAAAUUAGUUGGCCUGAUAUAAUUAGUAUUCCGGCAAAGAUGUGGAAAGAUCAACUUGUUCAAAAGUACCAAUGUGAUCCUAGUUUUGCAACGGAUUUUGUAAAUGCAUCUAACAUCCUUCUUGGAAUGAUUGAAUUUGAAAACGCAAAUAAACCAUCUAAAUCUCUUUCUGAAGACUUCAAUAAAAAUAUUGCGCCAGAAAAAUCUGUAAACCUGACAGUGAUUGCUGGAAUUUUAUCAGAAAAAGAUGAAGACCAUCUGAAUCUGUCACAGUUUUUGGUGGACAAUUAUGAUGCGGUGACAGAAUCAGCAAAUCUGCUUCUUCCAAUAGUAAAUUUAAUCUUGCCCGAAGACUCGGAACGUAGAUCAGCAGACGACGAAUCUUGGUUGGAUGACUUGAUGAGCAUAGAAACUGACAAUGAGAAUAAAGUAUCCCAUCAACUCUUUAGAAAAAUCUGUUUUUGCUUCCUAGAAUUCGGAAAGGCAUCUCCAGUAUUUCAGAGUGACCCAAUAGCUGAGCCAGAAGAAGCUUGGGGUUGGGUAGAAAAAUAUCUACAGAAGCCGAUAAAAUCAGAGAUAUCGAUGAAAAUGUUUGAUAUUCUUUUGAGACUUACAUGGCCGAACAUCGACAGCAUUCAGCAAACAUGGAUGGAAAAGUUGCGCACGCAGUAUGCUGAUGACAAAGACAGAUUCCAAGACUUUGCAAAAUCUGCAAAAAUUCUGUUGAAAUCGUUACAGGCCUGUGAAACGAAGAAUAUUGGAAACGGUGUAAACGAUCAAAAUUUAUCUCCAGAGGUAGAGUUUCUGAAAGGCAAGUUUGAAGAACUAACUGCGGUACGAGAUAUGCUUGCUCCAAUUGCAAAAGUAAUAUGGCCGACGGAUACAAGCAUGGCUGAAACAGAAAACUGGCUGAAUGAUUUAAUUUCUGAUCUUUCCAAGACUGAAGAUCGUUUACCAGGACAACAUUUUGUGCAUGUCUGUCAAUGCAUUCUUGAUUUGAGCAAGGAUUCUCAGGGAUUCCAGUCACCAAUAAUCAUGGAUGCGAAAUCAGCAAGAGGCUGGAUAAUGGCUGUGCAAAAAAAAAUUAUUCAGCUUGGUGAAGAAGAUAUGGAAACAGUCAAUAUUAUACUUCAAUUGGCCUGGCCAACCAAUAAAAAGAUUGAUCCAACUGAGUGGACAAAGUUAUUUCUGAGACAAUACAAACUUGAUAUUGCCAGAGCAACUGAUAUUGCUAAUGCAGCUCGAACAAUCAUAUGUUUGAUUGAGAAUGCAAAGCAAGAUAGCCUAAAUGUACAGACUUUGCAGGAAAUGGAAGAGUCGAGUCCAGAACUGGAAUUUGUCAAUGAAAACUAUGAAGCAAUAUGUGACUUGGAACUUUUUCUACUCCCAGUUGUACAACUAAUUUGGUCCGCUGACCCCAUUGAAUAUGGCGAAGAAGGUGACUGGAUAGAUGAAUUACUAUCAAGGAUUGUUCCCGCUGAAGAUGAAUUAUUUAUUGAUUUCAUUGAGUUGACCAAGCACAUUUUGGAUAUUAAAAAGAAAAUACCAGAUAUGACAUUGGUGCAAGUACCGAAUAUUGACACAAAAGAUGCAAGAGCUUGGGUUAUGAAUGGCCCAAGACAUUUCAAGAAGACAGAAAAAAGGACGGUUUUGUUCAAUAAGCUACUACAUAUGGGAUGGUCAAAAACUGAAAAGAUGCAGGUUCAGGAUUGGACGACAACACUUUUACAAAAGCAUAAGUCCGAUACGUUGAAAACCACUGAAUUUGCAAAUGCUGCAAAUGUGUUUCUGCAGAUAUACAAAGUUAAUGCGGAUAUAGUAACAAAUGAUAUUGAAGAAGCAGAAUUCCAAAAGUUGGCAACAUUUUUGAAUGAGAACUAUGAGAGUAUUUCGAGCACCAGAGAAGUUCUUCUUCCCACAAUGAAAUUCACAUGGCCUGGUUUUGGAGAGCAAGUUUUGGAAAAUUGGCCUGAUGAUGCUAUUGCUACAAUAUUUGAACAUGGAAACAUUGAUAGUUUUCAACCAUUUAUGAAGAUUUGCUCUUGGAUAUUAACACACACAAAGGAAGCAAAAAUAUUCAGAGUUACAAGAGAGCAAGGCAAAGAUGAUAAAAGUCUCCGUAAAUGGAUAUUGGACAAUACAAAAAAAUUUCUAGACCCUGAAUUGGGAAUUGAUUUAUUCAAUGCUUUACUUGAAAUUGCGUGGCCUAUGCUCGGAAGUACUGAUAAAGUAGGAAGUCGGGAACCCUGUAGACAAACAGCACAGCAAUGGAAAAGUGCCAUGUUUGGAAAAGUCAGAAAAAAUAAAGACCGAGUUACUGAACUUAUCUACAUAGCCAACAUAGUAUUGGAUUUGACCAAGUUGAAAGUAAGUUCGAAAACUGGAAUUGCAGAAGAAUCAGAACAACCUCUGGAAGAAACCACGACCAUGAAGCAAACUGAUGAAGGAAAAACUAGAAAAGAAACAUCGGUGGAAAAAGCUCAAGCUUGUCCAACACACACUGCAUCUCGUCCACGAAUUGAAACCCGAUUGCAAAAAAAACAAUUAAAAAAUGCAGAAAAUGAAGACACAUCAAACAAGCAGAAUUACUCAUCAAAUGUUCAGGAAACUCUACCAACUUUUGUAACUGAAACUUAUGAAGCGGAGAGGCGAAAAGGCGCAACAACAAAGAAGCCAUCACCUGAUGAGAGAAGGAAAUCAAGGGCGGAUACUGUAACAAAUGAACCAUAUGCAAGACGAAACGAUGGAGCAUCACUCUUGUCAUCAAGACAAGGAGUGUUGCCUGCACGAGAUUGUCCAUCACAGACUCUAUUUCGUUCACGCAGUCAAACCCGGAUGCAAACAAAUCGAUCCAAACCUGACCAUUAUGGUAUUCAAGAUCAAGUGUGGCCAUUAGAACAAUCUUCUGCCUCAUCCGAGGAAUUGCGAAUGAGACAAAAUCAAGUCCAAAGUCGAGAAAUUAUAAUUCGUGUGGCGGCAUCAGGUGUUCAUUCUGAUGAAAUAGUCAGAAUUAGGAUUGGAAAGGAAUGGAUUGCCAUGGACCAUCUUGAGUAA